CCCACGGCGCUGUCCUGGGUGCUGAGCGCAAACCGUCGCCGCCCCCCCCGUCCUCCCGUUGCCAUAGCGACGGGCCGCUCCGCCAAGAUGGCGCCGCCGCCGUUACCGCCGCCGCCGCGGCCUCCCCAGCCCUCGCUCCGCCUGAGCGCCGAGCGGUACCUUCGGGCACACCCGGCUGUGGCGCUGCUGCUGAGGGGCUUCCUCAGGGAGGUGCUGCUCCAGCGGCCGGAUGAUGUCCUGGGGUUUGCUGCAGCGUAUUUCACACACCCGGAGCUGCCGAAACGGAUCCAGGAGGAGCUGGGGAGGGCCCGGGGAGCAGCGCCCUGAGCCCCCCCCUCCCCCGGACCUGGGCUCAGAGCUGCUCCUCCCUGCGUGCCGCCAGCCGCGCCUGGUGCUGCGCCAGCCAGUGCUUGUAGC
Molecule: messenger RNA, 417 nt
Organism: Neopsephotus bourkii (Bourke's parrot)
Lineage: Eukaryota; Metazoa; Chordata; Aves; Psittaciformes; Psittacidae
Gene: RIIAD1
Product: regulatory subunit of type II PKA R-subunit domain containing 1
Exons: 4
Coding region: 88-327 (79 amino acids)
Source: RefSeq, a predicted model, not a curated record